Messenger RNA from Polypterus senegalus (gray bichir), 1765 nucleotides. RefSeq lists its product as uncharacterized. The transcript has 8 exons. The record is from RefSeq and is a predicted model, not a curated record. Bases 130 to 1584 code for a protein of 484 amino acids. Lineage: Eukaryota; Metazoa; Chordata; Cladistia; Polypteriformes; Polypteridae.
CUGGUGUCUGUCUUUUCGGACCCACUUCUUCUUGCUGGAAAUUAACAUAACUUGAUACAUGGAUUGGGCUGCUCCAAGAAUAUUCAUAGUCCUAGUUAUGUAAAGCAAGUCUUGAGUGUGUGCUGAAAGAUGGAGAACACAUCUGUCGUCUUUAUCCUGCUGCUUUCAGUUACUGAGGCCAAAUUUAGUAUCUCCAUGCCACAAUCAGAGCUGAUUUCUCCUCUUCACACCAAUGUGCUGCUUCCUUGCUUCUUCACUUUGGCAAACAGUAAGCAUGGAUUGAAGUAUGUAAUUGUAACUUGGAAACAGAAUAAUAUUGAACUGGCAAAGUACAGAGAAGGAAAAGUGAAAAGCACCAGCAAAGUGACACUCUUGGAAAGUCAGCUGCAGAGAGGAAAUGCCUCACUUCUCAUUAAAAAUGUCACUGUGGGAGAUGAAGGACAUUAUCUUUGUGAAGUGUAUGAGGUUCCAAACCUUUCCAAAGGAAGUGUACAAUUAAGAGUUACAGUACCUCCAGUAGUGUCACUGAAUCCACCAAUGGCUGAAAAGGGUAAGUCGGUGACACUGAAGUGCCAUGUAGAGAAGUUCUACCCUGAAGUCAUCUCUAUUCGGUGGAAGAGAGGUACUAAGUGUCUGGAUUCUCAAGAGCCCUCAAAGAUCAGUAGAAAUCCUGAGGGCACAUUCAGUGCAAUGAGUUUCUACAAUUACACAUCCAUUUACGAAGGCCUCAGUGAAAACAUCUCCUGUAUUGUUAAGCACCAGAGUAAGGAAGGGCAUAAAGUGGAGAUUCCGCUUCAGAUCUGCAAGCCCACACUCACCGUUCCAGUAAAAACUCUGCACAGGGGCAAGAAGCAGAAAGUCAUGUGUAAGCUGCAGGGUUGCCUGUUCAAUAAAGCCACUGUGAGCUUGAAAAGAAAUGGGAAGACUUUGUCUAAAUCUCAAUGCUGGGAUGUGAAACAGUGUGUGAGCAAAACAGAAUUUGUACCGUCUACCUCAGAUGGCAAGAUGCAUUUCACCUGUGAGGCUGUCAUAGAAGGACUUAACACCUCUGUUGCCAAACAUGUUACAUUUAUUGUUGAAGAUCUGCAUGAUCCAGAGGAACAUUGGUAUAUAAUUACAGUUAUCAUCAUGAUUGUUGCAUUUUGUUUGCUGUAUGUGACAGUUCACCAAGCAUAUCAAGGAAAGGAGAAAAGGAGCUUCAUCAUGUCUGACAUUGAAGUUAUCAUGGAAAACUACCCAAGUCACAGGAUCACUUUGAAUUGCUGUCUUAGUGGAAACCAGUAUGAACUUAAAAGGCUGACAUGGAGAAUCAAAUGGAAAUCUUUACUGUUUAAAGACAUUUCAUUCCAUGACACUAGUAUGGUACAAAGCAUCAAAUCCAACAAGCUUGAGGCAUUUUGUAGUGUAAAUUCGACACAUUACCAAAGGGCAACAUUGCUUCAGAAUCACAAGCUUUGCUCGGUCACAUUUGUACCCAAAGCACAGAAUGUACAGAUCACUGUCCAGUGCCAAGUUGCCAUUGUCAUCUUAGGGAGAACACAGAAUUGUGUGAAAACAAUCAAAUUCAUCCCUCAGGUCAACUAAAAUCUACCAAGAAUUUAGCUGAGGCUCUCUUCACAAACAAUGCAAACAAUGGUGGGAACUUGAGUCCUGCUUUCAUUUGUGCUUUAAACGUAAAGCACUUUAAACUCCAUCCUCAAUUUAUGAUAAUAUAGCAGAAUACCCGCGCUUCGCAGCGGAGAAGUAGUGUGUUAAAGAAGGUAUG